Chilo suppressalis (striped riceborer) is the source of this 2456-nucleotide messenger RNA. The record is from the annotation of a GenBank genome assembly. Lineage: Eukaryota; Metazoa; Arthropoda; Insecta; Lepidoptera; Crambidae.
AUCGAAAAGAGUAAUGUCAUGUGUAGAGAGGGUAUUGCUUGCUUGGCUUGCUUGCUUGCUUGCUUUCUUUCUUUGCUUGUACGCGCGUUGUCGUCGGUCAAUUGGAUUGUUUAUAAAUGAAAGAAACACUUAGCCGCAUGACAUUCUUAUUUGAAAAAUAAAGUGUAGUGCUCGCAAGUAAUACAAGGAAACCAUAAAAACUGUGCCAACCAAUCUUGAAUGUUCAGAAAUAUGUGAAAGUGACAGUCGGAAAUCGACUUUGUUUUUUGCUGGAAUAAAAUGUUAUUUUGCAUUUGUUCAAAUACCGCCGAAUAUUAAAGUAUUGUGAACAUUAGAAAUGUUACGGUCGCGGUAUCUUCCACGCAUAGAGGACACUUGAUCGCGGACACUAUGUUCGAUGCGGGAUAGACGUGGUAUACAGCGUUACCAUCAGCUUUAAUUCGACUAUAAUGCAACACGGGUGUUUGCCGGACGGGGCCAGGAGCAGGUACGAGAAGCGUAAGCCAACCAAAGUGCUGAAGAUAGCGGAAAGCUUCACGAAUUUGGAUGAGACUGCGAAGGCUGGUCGCUACGUGCGAGGGCCUCACCAUUCAAAGAAUGGCAGGAGGUAUCGAGACGGGUUCGACAGCGGCAGCAGGACUAAACUGGGAGUGUGUUGUGAUGAUGAUGAUGAUUGUGAUAAGGAGUCCAGUGUUAGUGAGGAAUCUGAGAGACACGGUGAUAAAAGAGUAACAGGAUCAUCAUGCACAGCCUUGCGGACUGCGGUUGCUGCUCUGUAUCCCUUCGAUGACUUCACAUUGGAGAAGAUUGGUGAAGGAUUCUUCUCCGAAGUUUUCAAAGUGACACAUAAAACGUCCGGCAAAGUGAUGGUGCUCAAGAUGAAUCAACAGCGGGCGAACCGACCUAACAUGCUCCGGGAAGUGCAGCUCAUGAACAAACUCAAACACCCCAACAUCUUAGGGUUCAUGGGCGUGUGCGUGCACGAGGGUCAACUGCACGCGCUCACGGAGUACAUGGAGGGCGGGUCGCUGGAGCAGCUGAUCCUCGGCCGGCCCCCUCAGCCUCUGCCGCAGCAGCUGAGGAUUUCGCUGGCGGCAGACAUAGCCGCCGGCCUCAAGUACCUGCACGCGCUGGGAGUCUUCCAUAGGGACCUCACUGCUAAGAAUGUAUUAUUAAGAAAAAUUGGGGACGACAGCUACUCAGCGGUGGUGGCAGAUUUCGGACUCGCCGCUAAAAUACCUCAUCCUGUGGGAUACCGGCUGCCGUCGGUGGGGUCGCCAUGGUGGAUGUCGCCCGAGUGCCUGCGCGGCCGCUGGUACGACCACCGCUCCGACAUCUUCUCCUACGGAAUCAUCCUGUGCCAACUCAUCGCCAGGGUUGAUGCCGAUCCGGACGUUCUCCCACGUACGGACAACUUCGGCCUCAACUACAUGGCGUUCGUUGAUCUAUGCGACGAGGACACCGUGCCCGGCUUCCUCAAGCUCGCAUUCAAUUGCUGUAUCUUUGAACCGAAGGCGAGGCCGCUAUUCCCCGAGAUAGUGAGCAAGCUGGCCGAACUCAAGGAUGGCAACGACGACGUUUCAUGGGGCUGUCACACGCCCAACAAUAGCUACGAGAGCGGCGAAGAAGCGGACGCGUCUGGCCCGCGCUCGUGCCCCGGCCUCACCGCGUGGAGGCGUGCCCGUCCGCACUCGAGAUCGCUCCACCGCCGGUCCCUAUCCGAACUGGAAUGGGUAUCAGAAGGGGGUUGCGGUGCUUCCAUAUCUUCGCUCCGUUUGCGUCGUCUGGCACACACGAUGUUACUACGCGACACACACGCGUUAGCCGCGGCGCCUUCAGUCCGUCGGCCGCUGCACACGUUCCGAGGCGUUCACAAGAUCCUGGAACCACCGGCUUCGUGUCUUGAGCUUCCUUCACCGCAUGAUGAUGAAGACGAGCCACGCUGUGCUUCGUUACCAGCAUCGCCGGUGCAGAGUAGAAGGGGAUCGCCUGAUAGGCCACGUCGCCGUGCGUCGUGCGAGAGCGGCAUAUUCUCCGUCGCGUGCUCGGAGCUGUGCUGCCGCUCUCUGGACGAGCUGCGGGCGCGUGUGUGCGGCCGAGACGCGUACAACGUAUGCGCCGAUUGCCGCGCCACCUACCGGUCGAGCGUCUACACGGACAGUUCCGAAGACGCCGCUUCGCUCGCCGGCUCCGAUAGCCUCUACUGCGACGAUCGUUUACCGAGCCGCUCCGCUCAGAUCGCUCGCAUAGUCGACUAUUUCGAGCGGAAGGGCGGCGGCGAAUUCGCCUGCGAACGCUCGUGGCGAAUGAAAAAGUUGGCCGAUUCACGCCGGAGCACGAACCCGGAUCCGCGGAGGACGCUGCUAGUGUGCGAAGGCGCUGUCAGCUCUAAACUACCCAUAUUCGAUAAGCGCGCGUGAUCAAAACUACCUUCAGAGACUUUCAUAUGUCAACGU